Molecule: messenger RNA, 1275 nt
Organism: Stegostoma tigrinum
Lineage: Eukaryota; Metazoa; Chordata; Chondrichthyes; Orectolobiformes; Stegostomatidae
Product: BTB/POZ domain-containing protein KCTD2-like
Exons: 6
Coding region: 33-686 (217 amino acids)
Biological process (GO): proteasome-mediated ubiquitin-dependent protein catabolic process; protein homooligomerization
Cellular component (GO): Cul3-RING ubiquitin ligase complex; cytoplasm
Molecular function (GO): cullin family protein binding
Source: RefSeq, a predicted model, not a curated record
GUUAACCCGGCGCUUCCGGAAAUGGCGGCCUGAUGGCGGAGCUGCAGAACUCGGGGCUUCUGGGCGGUAACGGCGCCAGCGCUCCGGGGUCCGGGGACAAAACCGCCAACAAAUGGGUUCGCCUGAACGUGGGAGGGACGUAUUUUGUCAGCACCAAGCAAACCCUGUGUCGGGACCCCAAAUCCUUCCUGUGCCGCCUGUGUCAGGAGGACCCGGACCUAGACUCGGAUAAGGAUGAAACUGGAGCCUAUCUGAUAGACAGAGACCCAAGUUACUUUGGCCCAAUCCUCAACUACCUACGACAUGGCAAACUGAUCAUUAACAAGGACUUGGCAGAGGAGGGGGUGCUGGAGGAGGCAGAGUUUUAUAACAUUGCAUUACUUGUUCGGUUGGUCAAAGAACGCAUUAGGGACCUGGAGAAUAGGACCUCACAGGGUCCAGUUAAACAUGUUUACCGUGUCCUGCAGUGUCAAGAGGAGGAGCUCACCCAGAUGGUUUCAACAAUGUCAGAUGGCUGGAAGUUUGAGCAGCUCAUUAGCAUUGGAUCCUCAUAUAACUAUGGCAGUGAAGAUCAGGCUGAGUUCCUUUGUGUUGUCUCCAGGGAGCUAAAUAACUCGACUAAUGGAAUUGUCAUAGAGCCCAGUGAAAAAGCCAAGAUUCUGCAAGAGCGAGGCUCAAGAAUGUGACUUACUGAAUCGGAAUUGCUGUUUCAAUUCUGAACCUUGAGGAGGAAGCCUCCACUAGUUGGGGGCAUCAAACCUUUGCCACACUCAGACACCGGCCUCUUGAUGCUUUUGAUUCACAUGGGCCUCCUUGAUCUGUGGGCUCAUUUUACUGAAGAACUCAACCUCUCUGCCUUUCGCUUGAAGCCUGUGAGAGGCUUACAGCAGUACUCAAGAAUUAAUUGUAAAGCUGCCAAAUCUCCCCAUGUUUUGGUUUUUUUUCGUUGUUGCGUGAUAAAUAUAUAUUCAACUAAUGCAUUUAAUUGCCUUUAAUGGACCUGUGAUGUUGCUCAUUCCUUGACGACUAGGAAGCAGAGCCAGUGUAUCAUUGUAUCUGCUUUGUGAGAAUUCCUUUCUGUUCUUCCUAUGGAUCAUUGUGUGCAUGGAUUUCACUCAGUGACUUUUGAGGGGAGGUGAAUGAUGCAAUAUAGUAAUUAUUGAGUAAACAGUUCUGUGAAAUUCCACAAUUCUUGUUAAUCUUUUUUCCUCUUUCAUCACUGUACUUUUAUGAGAUGAUGAUGGGAUUAUUAAACCACACAGUAUUGUCAUUGAA